Messenger RNA from Oreochromis niloticus (Nile tilapia), 13373 nucleotides. It is a transcript of the gene shank3b, whose product is annotated as SH3 and multiple ankyrin repeat domains 3b. Gene Ontology annotation, molecular function: synaptic receptor adaptor activity; ionotropic glutamate receptor binding. Lineage: Eukaryota; Metazoa; Chordata; Actinopteri; Cichliformes; Cichlidae. The record is from RefSeq and is a predicted model, not a curated record. Gene Ontology annotation, cellular component: dendritic spine; postsynaptic density; postsynaptic membrane.
AGACAACGUGCGCACUCACACGUGCACACACACACACACACACACACACACACACACACACACUUGCAUCCACAGUGUGUCAUGCUAGCAGUGUGUGGGCUGAGCCGACCAGCCUUCCACUCAUCCUGCUUCUCUCCCUCUCUCUCCCUCUCUCUCCCUCUUCUUCUCCUCUCUCUUUUCGUCUCCAGAUACUCCUCUUCUUCUUCUUCCUCCUCUUCUUUUCUCCUCAUCUUCCAUCCUCUCCCAUCCUCUCCUCCUCCUCUGUGUUUCUCUCUCCAUCUUUUCUUUUCAGUUUAUCAUCAUGGAGAACGAGUCGGCAACCUUCUGGGAUGGGCAGGGCAGCUCCCAGAACACAAUCUGAAACCCUGAGACCUCUCACUCCCCUGCAGGAUUACUACACUUUAACUACAGUAUUACAACACAAAAUCUUUCAUAGUUUGAAGGGUUCAACAAAAGGCACUACAAUAUAAAGGUCUCUAUCUGCUGCAGAAAGCACCCAUCCUACUGCUACUACAGGAUUACACCACAGCUUCAUCCAAUCAAAACCUUUCAGAGACACAGGAAGCAGGCACCCCAGGCUGCACCAGGCUGCCCCAGGACAAGAAACCAAAGAAGUCACCGGACUAGUAACCCAGACCAAAACAGAAUCAGGACAGACCAGAAGAGACCAGUCGAACUCAGUAAAGGACAGUGGAAAAGUUUGAUGGGACUCUUGACGAUAGCCACAUGCCUCUGAGUCCGGCUGCUGACACCAAACAUGAUCGCCCGCGGCAACAGGCGGUUACAAACGGCAACCCGGCAGGCUCUGUUGUUGCCAGGGACGACGAGGGAGAGGACACGCCCACUGGGAACAGCAUCGUCGUCCGCAUCGGCAUCCCGGACCUGCAGCAGACGAAGUGUUUGCGGUUGGACCCAGAGUUACCAGUUUGGACCAGUAAGCAGAGGGUUCUGGUGACGUUGACUCAGUCUCUGUCGGAUGUUUUGAACUAUGGUCUCUUCCAGCCGGCGUUCAACGGCCGAGCCGGAAAGUUUCUGGACGAGGAGCGGCUGCUGAAGGAGUAUCCUCUCCCGCCCAUCACACCCAUCCCGUACCUGGAGUUUCGUUACAAGAGGAGAGUUUACACCCAGAGUUACGUGGACGACAAACAGCUGGCAAAGCUGCAUACCAAGGCCAAUCUGAAGCGCUUCAUGGAACAUGUUCACCAGAAGAAUGUGGAGAAGGUUUCCAAGUGGUUGGAAAAAGGCCUCGAUCCCAACUUUCACGACUCUGACACGGGAGAGUGUCCUCUGACUCUGGCCGUGCAGCUGGAGGAGAGCUGCGAGCUGAUUAAAGUUCUUCGCAAUGGAGGAGCUCACCUGGACUUCAGGACCAGGGACGGCAUCACUGCCCUUCACCGGGCCGUCCUCUGCAGAAACAGCGCCGCCCUCACCACUCUGCUGGACCUCGGGGCAUCUCCGGACUACAAGGACAGCAGAGGCCUCACUCCGCUCUAUCACUCGGCCAUGGUGGGCGGCGCCCCCUACUGCUGCGAGCUGCUGCUGCAGGACCACGCCACCAUCGGGAUGACAGAUGAGAACGGGUGGCAGGAAAUCCAUCAGGCAUGUCGCUAUGGCAACGUGCAGCACUUGGAGCACCUGCUGUUCUACGGCGCUGACAUGAGUUCCCAGAAUGCAUCAGGAAACACUGCACUGCACCUCUGCGCUCUGUACAACCAGGAUAGUUGUGCCCGAGUGUUGCUGUUCAGAGGAGCCAACAAGGACAUCAAGAACUACAACAACCAGACGGCCUUUCAGGUGGCGAUCAUUGCCGGGAAUUUUGAUCUGGCAGAAAUCAUAAAAAUCCACAAAACGUCUGACGUUGGCGUCCAAGUAGUUCCCUUCAGAGAAACUCCCUCCUAUACCAAGCGCCGCCGCAUGGGCUUGACCCGGACAACAGCUGGAAACGGCCUGUCAUCUCCUCGCUCCCUGAUUCGCUCAGCCAGUGACAACGCCUUGGAAAGCCCCGCCUCCUCACCUGGCCCCUCCCUUCAAAGCCUGGAGACGCACCAUGACACGCACACACACUCACUACGCCGACACACACGCCGACUCAGUCCAAGUGGUGGAGGUCAUGUGGAGACCAGCCCUCCCUCCUCUCCUCCCCCGACCCCACAGAUGAGGAAGAGGAGGCUGUAUAGCGCUGUGCCGGGACGCACCUUCAUCGCCACCCGGUCCCACGUCCCUCAGGGGCCCGGAGAGAUCCAGCUGCACCGAGGAGAGCGGGUCAAAGUUCUCUCUAUCGGUGAAGGAGGAUUCUGGGAAGGAAGCGUUAAAGGCCGAACCGGCUGGUUUCCUGCCGACUGUGUGGAAGAAGUCCAGAUGAGACAAUACGACCCGAGACUGGAGACGCGAGAGGACCGCACCAAGAGACUGUUCAGACACUACACUGUAGGAUCCUACGACAACUACACCUCCUACAGCGAUUACGUGAUCGAGGAGAAGACGGCCGUGCUGCAGAAGAGGGAGAGCGAAGGAUUUGGCUUCGUCCUCAGAGGAGCUAAAGCUGAGACGCCCAUCGAGGAGUUCGCUCCAACCCCGGCGUUUCCCGCCCUUCAGUACCUGGAGUCAGUCGACCAAGGGGGCGUGGCCUGGAGGGCGGGGCUACGGACCGGAGACUUUCUCAUCGAGGUGAACGGUACCAAUGUGGUGAAGGUGGGUCACCGGCAGGUCGUCUCUCUAAUCCGGCAGGGAGGAAGUCGCCUGCUGAUGAAAGUCGUCUCAGUUUCCAGGAAAUCUGAAACCAACCUGAUCAGGAAAAAAGCACCGCCCCCUCCAAAACGAGCCCCCAGCACCUCCCUGACCCUGCGAUCCAAGUCCAUGACGGCUGACCUGGAGGAGAUAGCCAGGAGGAGACGCUUCGAGAAACUGGAUGAGAUGUUGGCGGGAGGUCAACAGGAAGUCGUCUUGAGGGGCCGCCCAUCAGAUGACUUCAGGGCGGCGACGGUGAAGCAGAGGCCAACCAGCCGCCGUAUCACACAGGCAGAGAUCAACUCGCUGUUUGAGCGUCAGGGUCUGGUGCCCCCUUCAGCUCCAGAGAAGAGCACCAUGCCUUUACCCAGAGGGAUGUCCAGAACCAAGAGUUUUGGCACACCGGACGACGACAGAAUCACGGCUCUGAUCAAUGAAAGUCGGUUUCCACGGAGCUCUUCACUGACAGACAGCUUCAUCCCUCCUCCUCCUCAAACAGCACCGCCUCCUCCACCCUCUGCAUCCUCUACCUCCUCGCUCUUCAUACUCGACUCUGGACCUCCUCCCUCUUUUCUCCCUCCUCCUCCUCCAGCACGAGGAGAUGGACUGACCCGCUCUAGUUUCAAGCCGGGGGCAGAGCCAAGGCUUCAGGAGCUUUCAGAUUCACCAACGAGGAGCCACACCCACGCCGAGCGGCAGAGAAAAGCAAGGUCCAUGAUCAUCCUGCAGGACACGCCUCCACCACUGCAGCCUGAUGCUCACGGUCUUGGGAUCAAAGAUCACGAUUCAUCCAAAGAAGGAGGUGGACCCAGCAGCCCCAGCAGGGCUGAGCUGUACCAGCAGCAGGUUCUUUCAGAGCGCGCUCGAGUUCAGGGUCGCCGGUCGUCUCUCUUCUUGUCAGUGGAGGGAGCGGGGUCAGAAAAUCAGGCACCGCCUCUUCUGACACAGAGCCACUCGAUGGAUGACCUCGGCGAGCUUCCCCCUCCAGCUCCGGUCCUGUCACCUUCACCGACGCCUCAUACCUUCCUCCACCCGCUGACAGGGAAACCUCUAGACCCGUCCUCUCCACUCGCCCUGGCACUUGCUGCAAGAGAACGAGCACUCACCGCCCGCACACCGAGCCCUGAGCCUCGAACUAAACACGCUUCUGCCUCCACCACACCCAUCCCCACCCCGGCUGCCAGUCCUGAGGGCAGACACAAGCGAACGCCCAUCACCACUCCACAAAGCAGUCCUGAGCCACGAUCCAAGCGCACCACUCCUCAGACAAGCCCUGAGCAGCGGACCAAACGCACCACUCCCCAAACGAGUCCUGAGCUAAGGCAUAAACGCAUAACCCCACCCCUUUUCCCAGAUGGACAAGUUGAGCGCCCAGAAACAGAGGGAGGAGUGACAUCACCUGCCGCACCCUCCCCUGAGCGCUGGAGACCCUCCCCUUUGCCACCACUGGCCAAUGAGGCUCAUUCUCCUCUGAUUGAUAGACGUAGAAGCCUCACAGUGGGCAGUUCAGAGGAGGAGGGAGGGGCUUACACAGUGACACUCCCACCUGCCUUGUUAUCAUCCAGCGAUGAGGAAACUAGGGAGGAGCUGCGUAGAAUUGGUCUGGUGACUCCCCCUCCUGGCUUUGCAAGCCCUCCUGCUGCUCCUCCCCCAUCCUCUCUCACCUUGUUGCCACGACGAGGUGGAGAGGGAGGGGGAGGAGAGAGUGGUCCUGAAUCUUUGGGUAGACGAGGAGAUGAGGAGGAAGGAGGUGAUGAAAGGCUUCAUGACAGCUCGUCUUCCCCAAGCUCCCUCCCACCCUCCAUCACCCUGGCUUCUCCUCCUGCUCCAUCUUCCCCAUCUUCCCCACCUGCUACUCACCCAUCUCCUUCAUCCGCCGCUACUUCCCCAUCAGGGCUAAAGCCUCGCCUUCGUUCACCUAUCGGUCGAGGACGUUCUGCACUCCGGGACCCCCUAUUAAAGCAGUCGUCGGACAGUGAGCUCCUCCCAUCUGCUGCAUCAUCAUCCUCCCCCUCCUCCCCACUUUGCUCCUCUCCCACCAGUGGCGGAGGCCGACAGCCACGCUAUUUGUUUCAAAGGAGGUCUAAGUUGUGGGGGGGUGGGGAUCAAGAUCGACGGGGCUUCAGUCCGGAGGAAGGAGGGGGGCGUCCAGCAGCCUUGGGAGGCCAGGGAUCCGGCUCAGCUGUGGAUCUAACAAGCCGGUCAGCUUCUGCACUAGAGCUAAGCGGCAGGGCGGGGUCUGGACUGGAUCUAGCCAAUCGGCUACAGCUGCUCAACAAAGAUAGCCACUCUCUGGGGGAGGAGCCAAGCCCCCUCGAUCCAGGUCGAAGGUCACCAGUAGGAGGUGCCAGGUUGUUCUCCAGUCUCGGUGAACUUCACACCAUCUCCCAGAGAGGAUAUGGCGCCACCUAUACAGUCCGACCUGGAAGUCGCUACCCUGUCACUCGCCGGAGCCCUUCUCCUUCUCCCUCGCCCUCUGAUAGGUCAGUGGGACUCCCCUCCACUACCGCCCCCUGCUCUGAAAGGCCAGAUCUGAGCUCAGGUCGCGGUCUAACCAUCCUAAAGUCCUCCAGUCUCAGCCUCCCCUCAGAACCAAAGGAGGUUCGGUUUGUGAUGCGAAGCGCCAGUGCACGAACCAGAUCCCGUUCCCCUUCCCCUUCACCCCAUGCCUCGCCCUGCCCCUCCCCGGUCCUCAGCGGGCCCUUGUUGUCCCUACGACCAUGGAGGCAGCGGCUCAACUUGUGGAAUAAAUACGAUGUGGGUGACUGGCUGGAGAGCGUGGGUCUGGCCGAACACCGCCAGCGCUUCCAGGACCACGAGAUUGAAGGCUCCCAUCUCCCUGCCCUCACCAAAGAGGACUACGUGGAGCUAGGAGUCACCAGACUGGGACACCGGAUCAACAUUGAGAGGGCACUCCGACAGCUGCUGGAUGGUUCCACUUGACCCCUCACCUCUGACCACUCACUUCUUAGAUAUCCUGAACUGUAACCUCAGACCCCCUGACCUCUGGUCAGACACUAGGCCAUCUCUUUGAAUUGAAUAAUCUUAGCAGUGACUGAAUAUUUAGACCUUAGACCAGACAUUUUCUGGUUUAUCAGCUCUUUGAUCAGCAACAUAAGGACUGGUAGCAGCUGCAGACCGCUGAUGUUUCGUUUGCCUGUUAAUGUCUGCAUGCUCCAUAAAAACUCCCAACCAAACCAAUCAUGUCACACCGAGUAUUAUGGUUGUGUAAAUUAACAAUCUGACACCAGCAAAGGAGAUUCUUUAACACCAGUCAUGAGGAAAAUCAUGAGGUUCAACUGCAGGAAUUCAUUUGGGGCUGAAAAUAAGUCCAUGCUUGACAGAAUAUUAAAGAUCGGAGAAUUAUUUUUUUCAAAUACACCACCUUAGUCCAAAACAUUUUUCAGUUUUUUUUAGUCAAAAAAGACACAUUUAACAUUCCCACAUAUGGGCACUCAGUCAUUUAACUGGGAAUUAUAAAAUGUCAGAAGACACUAAUAGAAGAUAUUGAUGACAGACAUGUGCAGACAUGUGAAAACUGGUCGCUGAACUAUUGAAACAACCAAAUGAACUGACUAAAUCUUGUCAGCCGGACUCACUCAGUUUUACACUGUGACAGAUUUGUCAGUGUUCUCUGAUAGCAUGUUUGCUAGUCUUUCCAAUUGCUGGCGCAACAUUACCUAUAAAAGCAGAAUCCUCUCCUGACCAUGAUCCAACAUACAAUUUCACUACAAGCCAUUAAAUUUUACCAUACUUAGAAUUAAAAUGUACCAGUAAGUCCCACAAUGUGAACAAACUGGGAACAAAAUCAAUCAGAGUUUCCCAGACCGUGAUGUAACUUAUGAAACAGCUGCUUCUGUACAGCCAGGAUUUAAAAAUGAAAAAUAACAGUCAGUGCAUCUGAGAAAGGCAGAACAAUGAAAGGAACUGAAAAAUCUUAUCAACACAACUCUGCUCUUAAGCUACGAGAGAUUUGAGUGGCCAUUAUUUUUUUUAAAUCCGAAGGUAACUACUCAGUAACAGUUACUAAAAUUUAUGGUGUAUUACGAUUCUUGAAGACUAUAAGCUGCAGCUUUUCAAACAGUUGCUUGUUGUUACAGUUUUUGAUGGACAGUAAACACUCAAACAUCCAGAAACAUCAGUUAUAAAAGCAUUACCUGAAUUCGGGUCUGGACCAUUACAAACAGCUCUGCUGCCAGCCUCUAAUGGUGAUCAAAGAGCUGAUGUGACAAUCCGACUACAAACACACCGAGACGGGUCGUGUCCUCGUGCCGUUCUGGUUCCCCAGACGAGUUUAGCUGGACCUUUGCUAGCGGAGCUGGAUGACUGGCGAGCUACUGGGAGUCUCUACCGUAACACCGGGAGAUUAUAGCUGAGGAUAUUUGUCCGUCCUUUUCUUGUGACUUAACUUUUGUUUUCCCAAAUAAUCACUCAUGACGAGUUUGUGUUAAUUUUUGAGUUCAUACUAUCUUAAAGCUGAUCAUUUAGAAUUUAUGAAUAACAAGUAACAAUAAUGUGGUGGUGAUGAGUUUAUAAUAGUCCGGAAAAUGAUUUUGAGUUCCUUAUGAUUUGACAAUGAGUUGAAUUUCAAGGUCAUCUCGGCGAUGUUUUUGGAAUUCAUAAUGAUUUGUCAAUGAGUGUGACUUUGUGCUGAUGUGCUAUGUGUUUCAGGGAGAGCUGCAGCAGAGCUCCAACUGUAAACCUCUCUGGUUUCUAACCUGCUUAUCGAGGGCUUACUGUACAUGGUGCUAUUUGUUUAAAGCCAUCUGUACAGAAAAUACUUUCCUCCUUCCCCUCUUUAUCUUCCUCACCCUGAUAUCUAUUAAUUAGCCCCCUUAAAUUUAAUCAAAGAACGACUUUCAGGAACAGGCCAUAAAUGGAGUUUCCUCCCUGCCAUACUGGGGAUUUUUCAUCCCUGCCAUAUGUGGAGUUUCCUCCUGACCACAGAGUUUACAUCAGAGUUCCCCUGUAAGACUUAACAUCCACUCAUUUUAAUUCUACUUCAUCUUAUUUAAUUUUUCACCAUGAAACGUUUUCAUGUUAAGUCACAGUUAAAGUUCAGAGGUGAAGGAUUUUUGUGCAGUUUCAGUAUCCAACACAGCUGCAGACUCUAGCUCACUCUCUUGCAAUUAAUUAAAUUUAAUGUAUAUUUACACUUACCAGCAGUAUAUAAACUUGUAAUAAAGUAUGAUGGCCAAAAGAUGGAUAGGCAACAGGGAACGAUAUUAUAAGCAGUGUAAGAUAUGGCUUUUCUGGAGAUUUGGCGCCUUCCCCCUAAAGGAAAUUCACCAGGACUCUUAUAAAGAUAUAUUUCACCAUUUGGAUGGAUUUAAUUUAAUCAAGCAAAAAAAAAAAAGAAAUGUUGAUCUGUAGAACUGUGCAGUCACUCAAAAUGUAAUCUCGGAUAACAGGAAGAGAGACUCAAAUGAACCGAAAAUUUCUGAAACAUUUUGGGUUUAAAUGCUCAAAAACUCUGAGAUGUUUCCAAAGAAAUCGAGUUUAAAUCAAAUUAUGAUCACGGCUGAUCAAAAUAGUCAGGAUUGCAAUUUUUGCCAUCAUGUCACUAGAAAUAACAGAAAAUCUUCUGCUUACAGUUGUAGUUGCUCCUCAAAAGCUCAAUUUGAGCUGCAACAAACCUCUGGACAUAUAUGACACACUACAACCGCACAUUAAACAUUAACUACAUGUUUAUAUGCUGCUAAUAAAUGUAAAUAAGUAAUUUAUGUGCCUGCUGUGGAAUCUAAUCACAAAGAAGCUGAAAGAAUUCAUGUAGUUGGAGAUACUGUCCAAAAUUACAGGAAGCUCUCUAAGUUAGAGUUUAUGGAAACCGGCUGGUGCACUUUAUCCUGAUGUGUCGUUCACGCCAAAUGUGAAGCAAAGUUUCACCUCGUGUGGAAUCAGUCACACUGGAGACCUGUGAAUAUUCACCGAGCAGCCAGCGGGAUAAAGAUGAAGCUGGAAACAAGUUCCAGAAACGCAUCCUCACAGUUUACACUCUGUUUCCUCCGAGCUCGCUCCUUUUUUUCUCUUUGUCUAAAAGCAAAGUCGAACCUUUCAGCUCCAGCUGUUCUCAACCAGCGCCGAUAAGCUCCUCCCUCAUUUCUGAUCUCACUGGUAUCAGCAGAGGAUCACCGCUGAUGGGUUCUCAUGCGAGCAAAUGUGGAUUUGCCUUUAUUGUUAAACAGACUGAUCAUAUCCGUACCGUGUGAAAACUCUGCUUCACGUUUGUUGUGAACGCACCGUUAAAGGGGACCUUUAUAUUUUUAUACUAGCGCUAGAUCAGAGUAGCUUUGUACAGGUCAAAGUUCAAAUAAUCUUCAUAGUAACAUUCCUGUCUUUAUACAGGCCCUCAGUUCACCCUGUCUGAAACAAGCCAAUUUAUCUUCGGGCUCUUUCCUUGACAGCCUACUUUCCUCUUAUUGGCUAACUUCUGGAAGCCUGCCGAGGGGCAGCAUCCAGUGCUUGUGAGGUGUACUCUGAAGGCCAAGUGUUCGGCUCACAGGGAUUAUUUCUACUCAUGUUUACCUCAUUAUGUGUUUAUAUACACACAUUAAACAUCACAACAUCAGACAGAUGACAACAAAAUAAGUAAAGGUUUCAUAUUUUACUACAGCACUCAUGAUGAUAUUAUUAUAAUCCAUCACUUUGACCUCUGAGAAAACAGACUUAUUAAGAGCUUUGUGUUUAUCCUAGCUUAGCACAAAGCAUGGAAGCAGGAGGAAACUGUUAGCCUAGCUCCAUCACAAGGUAAAAGUCCACGUUCUAGCUUAUUUACAUGGUGUAGUGUUGUAUUCAGAAAACUAAAACAGAGCAGUCCUGAGUACAACUCAAACAGCCUCCUUUUUAUUUCACUGUCUUUCUACAUUUGCACAUUAACAGCAUGUAAGUGGGUGGAAACUGGAUUCCUCCAACCUAUAAACCAGCGUUCUUUACGUACCGGAGACUUGAAUAGAAUUUUAUUUCAGACAUUUUCUUAAAGUCACACCGCCCCCUUCUUUUCUGAAUAUUUGAAUUUGGUUUAAAAAAGAAUGAAUCCCUCUGUUUGCCGCCCUCUAAAGCACAAUCAAAGCUUCAGUGCCUGUUCCCACAGCAGAUCGACUGCUUCUGUCUCGUUUCCUUCCGACUUCAGUUCCCAAACAACCUGCUGAGCUGCAGUCAUGAUUUCCAAAGUUCUACAAGUUGAUGUUGACACGCUUUUAUGGACAAAGUCAUAUAGAAUGUACAGACUAUUUACAGCACAUUACAGUAGACUAUAUGGUCUGUAUAAUAUAUAUUAUGGUAGAAUAAAAUGUAGCUAUAGUGUAAAAUAUAAAGUAGACAAUAAAGUUUAUUUAAAAAAGUAAUAUUUUGGUAGGCUGUAGUCUAUGAAGUCUUUAAUCUAAUGAGAUAUUCAGAGCUUGUAAGCAGCUACACUGAGCUCAAUCUGGAAACAGUGCAAGUUUCAAUUAAACCAGGUUUCAUUUUUUCAAUGAGGAAAUCAAACGUGCGUACAUUUAAAUAUACAAUAAAUUAACAGUGUCUUUUGUCCACAGAAACACUUACCAGUACUAUUACCUUACAUUAUUGAGGUGACUGCUGUUGUGAUUUAAUGCUAUAUAAAUAAAACUGAAUAGAACUGAAUUGAAUUGAAUACACUAUAAAAUAAAAUUCUGCUUAAGUUCAGGAUAUUUUUGCGUUGGGUUCAUCCAAUCUUAACCUUCAGUUCUACUUAAAUAAAGCUACACAUCUGAUGGGAAAUCAGAUGACCAAAGUCUGGCUUCUUGUAAUUCUUCCUCUCGCUACAGACAUCCUGGAAAUCAGGCCGAUAACUUUCUGUUUCUGGUUAUCCAGAAUAGACUGUAAUGACUCUAGUCUGAAAUAAGACUGGAAAAAAUGUGACCAACAAAACAAAAAACAGAAGUGGCAAAGAAAAGAAAAAGGCUAGCACCUGAUUCUUUUCUUGCUUCUCUCAAUUGAUGUUGUACUUACUGUGCGCAGACUGAUUGUGUUACAUUUUGAGCAGAGAAAAAUGCUCCGCAGAAGUGUUUUAAAACACAAUAAGAAGAGAAUCGGUGGAUCGUCUGUGUAGAAAGCUACAAAAACCCAGUUCGGGUCAUCAUCAUUGCUUCCUUUGGUUUUAUCGAUUAGCCAAACCGCUCUGGACCAAAAGUGUCUUUGAAUGUUUAAUCUGCAGAUCAGAGUCCUGCAGUGUGGCUGCUUACACUGAGAGAAUAUCACUUGAGUCAGGUAUUCUGUACAUGUAUAGUAUAUAUUAUAAUGGACUACUGAUAGUCUACUGUACAGAGUCAUGCGCAGAAUGAGUCAGUGAAUCAGGUUGGAAGCAGAUCAGUGACCUCAGGUCCCCACCUGUGCUCUGUUACACCUGACAUGAGGUCAGUCGCCCAUCGUAGGACUUCUCAGCCAAUCAGAAAUGACAACAUUUAAUCAGUUCUCUUAUUUGAGCCAAUCAAAUGUAAGUAGGGCUAAACAGCAGGUGGCACCAAUUCUUCUACUCACCCAGUGAGACUAUUGUUUUUCAAACUUUUUUUUUGUUGGUUAUUAACAACAAAAAAGAUCCGAAUAGACGUUUACGUAAAGGUUACCGUACGAGCAUCAGCACGCUCUUAUUCUACUUAUUCAACACAGCUUCGUGUCAUUUGACCGUCGUCAUCAUGGUUUCAGAACCACCUCAUUAAACCAUUACAACAGCUCCAGUCAUUUUUUUCAGUUAACCCUGUGAGGCCUCAGUCAUUGAAUCCAUGCACAGCCUGCAACUGAGUACGUAGGUCGCUGACGACAUUCACAACAUUUAUAUACUCAUGUGAGGCGCUCCGCAUCACUCUACUUAACCACCAGCUAGUGUUUUGGUGGUGGAGUUUCUUCCAUGAAUUGACUGAAAACAGAUGGAAAGUCAGAAACGUGUAUGAGGAGGUGAUGCUAUCGAGAGCCAAUCACAGUCCCUGCAGCCUCAAACAUAUAAUUUGUGCUUACAUUUCAGUUACAGAAUCCCACUUAGCUCUAACCGUUUGAUUUGGACUCUUUUAAGAAAAAGUGUGAAUUUUUUUUGUGUGUGUCUUAAUGGUUUUAAGACGUCCCCGAACAAAGACUGAGACCACACAGUGUGAACAUAAUUAAUUAUCCAUAAUUAAGCCAGUAAUUAUACGAGUAAAGUUUUAUCAUUUCUAUGACUUUUACAGUAAAUCAGCAUCAGUCAUUUACUAACACAUUAUCAUUGAUGUAUUUACUUAGGCAAUAAAUAAAGACGUGUCUGUUAAAUCUCACAAACAAAUUCUCACUAAUACCAUUUAUUGACACUCAUAUUGGUAUAGCAGUUUUAUAAUUAAAAAUAUGCUCAAAUCACAUGUAAAUAAAGAGCGGAGCUCAUAAACCAUCCCAUUCAGUAACUUUAAAUACAUUUGAAGUGAGCUGGAUUACAAUGUUAUUCAGUCUACAAGAUAAAGCCCUGUCCAAGUACUUUUGGUCAUUUUUGGUUCUACAGUUUGUGUUUGCGUAUUGCGGCCAUCUACAAAGAUAAUAAGUCAAUUGGAAAACCACAAAAAAGCUGCUUCGUGAUUUUUGUGCUAUUUAAUACGAGCUCAGAUUGUUUAUUUCUCUAAAAUAAAUUCCAUUUUUUUAAUACACAGUACCAGACGAAGGUUUAUAGACACUCACAUAUACAUAUGAAUAACUUUUGCACUUGGCACUACUUGGUCACUCGAGGGUUAAAUAUGAGCUGUAAACCUAUCAGAACAAUGUCAUUUAUAUUUGACUGUUAUAAUCGGGUCUGUGAUGAAAAGAUUUUUAAUAAUUCCUCUAAGAGAAAAAUGAGGAUAUAAACCAAACCAUAGCUCCUCAGCCGUGGUUUAAACCUCUAAUUUUUAUUAUUUAUGUUCCUCGAUGUUCAGUAGCUGGGGAUGGUCAUGCUUUGGUCUUUUACCAACGUUCAUGUCCAUGAAGUGUCAGAAAAUACACAAAGUUCAGUAACAUUUACGCCCACGGCGGAGUAAGGAAACUCGAGAGUUCAGAUUUUUACAUUUUUGUGUUUAAAAAAAGGAAAAAACGAGUUUCUAUUUAGAGAUUUUACAGUCCAAACAUAGAAGGGAAUAGAAAGCCAUCAUUUAUAAAUGUUCACUUCAUAUAUUUGUAGGUUAAAAGUUGGUUGAGAGCAGAAUUUCUUUUGCUUAGGGUUAGAGAACUGUAGAAACCAGAGGCCACCCAGCAGGGGGCGCUGCAGAUAGACGUAGAAGCGAUAACUUAAAAACUUCCAGAUUCUUCCAAAUCUGUGUGUUAAAGUGAUAAUUGAUCAAUAGAAGCAGGAUAAAUCUGAAAGAAUGAGCCAAAAUGGAAAACUGGAAAAUAAUCCUCAGCUUCCUGCUGAUUGGCUGAGAAUCCUGGCUUUCUAACCUGCGUGUGAAACCCUCCUCCCCCUCCUCUUAAAUCUCCACCUGCUUAUAAGUUUAUGGUUUUAUGGUCCCCCCUCCUCCUCCUUUCUAGCUUCCUCUUUUUACAGUAUGUUUGUAGUUUCUUCUGGAGUGAGUGGUGUGCGUGUACUUGUAGUUUUUUCUUCCCUUUUCUAAAAACCGAAGAGCACACGAUGACAACUGAUGAGCUCUGCAACGCAACAGAUUGUAAUCUUUAUAAUAAACUGUCAUUUAUUACAAACUGCA